Molecule: messenger RNA, 1337 nt
Organism: Ectocarpus siliculosus
Lineage: Eukaryota; Phaeophyceae; Ectocarpales; Ectocarpaceae
Source: the annotation of a GenBank genome assembly
AUGGAAGCUGCCGGGGUUGCCGAGCAGUUGGCUGGCUUGGAGAUACAUGAAGCAGAGUCCGGUGCCGCCCCCACCGGUAGCCGGUUUCUCGACGUCGCCAUCGUGGUCCUCAACCAGGCCUGCGGCGACGGUGGGCAGAAGCACUGGUUCGCCUCCACUAAGGAGCUCCAGCUGGCGUCCUUGCAGCUCUGCGAGGCGUGCCGGGACGCCGCCGCCCUCCACCUCCGGGUUGACACGAGCACCCCGCUGCGACUGUUCGCCCCUGCCGACAGCCCUUCCGACGACUCGGAGGAAGACACUCGGGUGCCGCGUCUCCGAGCUCGGGAGCAGCUGACGUUCGGGAGGCGGUUCAACCGACCGCUGGAAGCGGUGUCGUUUCCUGCGUCGUUACGGGAGAUCACCUUCGGGUGGGGUUUCAAUCGGGCGAUCGAAGCCGUAUCGUGGCCUGCAGAGCUACGGCGGCUCACCUUCGGAUGGAUGCCGAACCUCGAGGAACUGACGCUGCUGCUGAAGGCCUCGGAGCGUUACGACAUCCUCGUCGAUAUCGAAUGGCCGGCAGGCCUGAAGCGGCUGAAUGUGAAGCACCGGGUGCGCUUGGAGGGCGACGAGAUGCCAGCCGGUCUUCAGGUAAUUCACGUUUGACGGCCCGUCUUGGUCGAGAUCACGGGUGCGGUACAUGGAAGCCUCCGACUGCACUCGGCCUUGAGAGCAACCAAACUCUUCAGUUGGAGGGUUUGUUCAAGGUGCAGACGAAACAAACCGUGGUUUGUUGAGACCCGUUCGAAUUGCCAAUGGGGCGCAUAUUAGGGCACGGUAUGACCCGGUAAAUGUGGGACGUCUGUACGACCCCCCCGAACGAGAGAACGAGAUAUGUUGCUUAAACUCUGUCAAACCUAGGCGUUCGUGCAGAGAGUCCUCUGGGUGUUAGACAGAGCGGCGCAUUGACGAGGGGCGAGGUUGACUCCAAGCAAGCUUGUAGUGGUUUGGCAGCUUUUUAAGCUGCCAAUGGGCUGAGUACAUCGUUGCCCGAUGGGCUGCUACGAUUACAUCGCAGCGGCCGAGAUGCGAAGGAUUUUCAAUACGACCAACCUUUCCGACGAGCCAAGAAAAUGGAAGUCUGCUCCAUGGUCUACCGUAGUGGUCUACCGUAGUGUCGUUGUACGUACGAAAACAAAAUGUCUGUGGUUGCUAUUUGGAGGAGAUAGUCUCUCGGGUAUGUGCACAGAGAGGCUGUGACACGAUAGACAAGGCCCAGAGAGAUCCUGCGACGCAAACGUGCUCUGCCAUAGGCGCGCAUCUUUCUCUUUCCUCGGGGUAUAGAAAUAUGAUGAUACCGA